Ficedula albicollis (Collared flycatcher) is the source of this 1878-nucleotide messenger RNA. It is a transcript of the gene GOT1, whose product is annotated as glutamic-oxaloacetic transaminase 1. The record is from RefSeq and is a predicted model, not a curated record. Gene Ontology annotation, biological process: L-aspartate biosynthetic process. The transcript is spliced from 11 exons. The coding region runs from base 1 to 1662 and encodes 553 amino acids. Gene Ontology annotation, molecular function: L-aspartate:2-oxoglutarate transaminase activity; pyridoxal phosphate binding. Gene Ontology annotation, cellular component: cytosol. Lineage: Eukaryota; Metazoa; Chordata; Aves; Passeriformes; Muscicapidae.
AUGGGCGAGGGGAUGAGCACUGGGAUCGGCAGCGGGGUCAGCAAUGGGAUCAGCACUGGGAUCGGCAUUGGGAUGCGCGGGCCGGCUCUGCCCCCUGCCGGCACCGCCCGGCACCGCCGCGCCCGGGAGCCCCGGGGGUCGCCCGGAGGAGCCGCAGGGACCGGGGACAUCGCGGGAAGCGCUGUGCCUGCGCGGAGGGCGUGGAGCUGGGCGGCGAGGCGCUGCGAGGAAGACCCCGUGGAUCAGUGGUUGUGGAUCAGGGAAGUGCCUUUGGAAACACCCACUGUCCUGAGAGCGGACCCCGUCCCGCACCCUGCAUCCCGUCACUGCAGGCUCUGGGCUCCCCCGGACACCGCGCCCGGGCCCGUCACACCUGGGCACGGCCCCGUGACACCUUCCCGCACCCUCCGAGCCUCGGUUGAUCUGCAGCUUCGGGUGCCCAACGAGGACUGUGCCGUGACCCCGAGCACUGCACCCCCGAGCACCGCCUUGGGCACGGCAUCCCCCGCAGCACCCCGACGGCUCUCCCUUCCCGCAGCCUACCGCACGGACGAGGGGCAGCCAUGGGUCCUGCCGGUGGUGAAGAAGGUGGAGCAGAUGAUCGCCAACGACAACAGCCUGAACCACGAGUAUCUGCCCAUCCUGGGCCUGCCCGAGUUCCGGGCCAACGCCUCCCGGAUCGCCCUGGGUGAUGACAGCCCCGCCAUCAAGGAGAACCGGGUGGGGAGUGUUCAGUCCCUGGGCGGGACGGGCGCUCUGCGGAUCGGAGCAGAGUUCCUGAGGCGCUGGUACAAUGGCAACAACAACACGGCCACCCCAAUCUACGUCUCUGCUCCAUCCUGGGAGAACCACAAUUCUGUGUUUAUGGAUGCUGGUUUCAAAGAUAUUAGAACCUAUCACUACUGGGAUGCUGCCAAGAGGGGUCUGGAUCUCCAGGGGCUGCUGAAUGACAUGGAGAGCGCCCCGGAGUUCUCCGUUUUCAUCCUCCAUGCCUGUGCACACAACCCAACAGGCACAGACCCUACCCCCGAGCAGUGGAAGCAGAUUGCUGCUGUCAUGAAGCGCCGGAGCCUGUUUCCAUUCUUCGACUCGGCCUACCAAGGGUUUGCCUCUGGCAGCCUGGACAAGGAUGCCUGGGCUGUGCGAUUCUUUGUCUCCGAGGGCUUUGAGCUCUUCUGUGCACAGUCGUUUUCCAAGAACUUUGGGCUCUACAAUGAACGGGUGGGGAACCUGACCGUGGUGGGGAAGGACGCGGACAACGUGAAGCGUGUGCUGUCCCAGAUGGAGAAGAUUGUGCGCACCACUUGGUCCAACCCUCCCUCCCAGGGAGCGCGCAUUGUGGCAACUACGCUUUCUUCCCCGCAGCUCUUUGAUGAGUGGAAGGGCAACGUGAAGACAAUGGCAGAUCGGGUGUUGCUGAUGCGGUCGGAGCUCCGGUCUCGACUGGAGGCCCUUGGCACCCCAGGCACCUGGAACCACAUCACAGAGCAGAUCGGCAUGUUCAGCUUCACGGGGCUGAACCCUAAGCAGGUGGAGUACAUGAUCAAGGAAAAACACAUCUACCUGAUGGCUAGUGGACGCAUCAACAUGUGUGGUCUAACUACCAAGAACCUGGACUAUGUGGCCAAGUCCAUCCAUGAAGCUGUCACAAAAAUCCAAUGAAGCCACAUGAACAACCAAACUUACAUGAAGUCACCAAAGCUAUAGUGUGUAGUCCAUGUCUUUCUCUGCUCAUGGCUUGCCUUUUCCCACACCUCUUGGGGUUUAAUAAAGAUGGGAGCAGUAGCUCAAUCAGGGAUAAUUGUCUUCUGACAUUUUUUGAGUGGUCCUUGCAAUAUGGUAAGCCAGUGCCCCCAGGAGGUGGGGACAGCAUGAGCC